CCAUCCGCCUCGGGAGACUGUUGUCAGCGGUGGUCGGGAGCGCCGCCCGGGCUACGAGUGACGCGGAGAUACUGCGGAGCGAGCGAUUGGCCGGACACGUCCGCGCGGCCUGCUCCUCCCAGGCCUUCCCCUCCGCCUGUCCUCACCGGUCCUCCCCGGGUGACCUUCGGGGCUGGCGUCACCAUGCCGAACAUCGCCAGGCUGAGCCGGCUUCAGGGGGCAGCGGCCGGCACCGGGUUCUGGCAGCUUUAGACGCUCCGCACUACGUCUUUGGUGCCCGGUCUCGCCCUCCGAGUCGGCUGGCGCCACAGGCAAGGGGCUAGGGUAGGCUCGGGGUUGGGGAGGGGCUCGCCCGAAGAAAGUUUGCCCAGCAACUUGUGACGGGCGCCGCCUGAGGCGCCCCAGGAUUGGCUGCGCUGCUCUGGGUCACGGAAAGCGACCUGUUCAGGUGCUGUGUUCCUCAUCCGGCGAAUAGUUGUGCCCCGCUCUUAAGUACCAGGCACCAAGUCCCAGAUGAGUGGCCAGCUUCCCUUCUUUCAUCUUGGAACGCACAGUUCGCGCAAGUGGAGCUAUGGAAGUCCCAUGCUGUGCUGCUCUAAUCUUGUGAGGGAUUCUUAGGGGUUGAGCGGGGAAGGACUGAAAAGGGCUGCAGACCGUUUAGGAUGCCUGGAGUGGAGAUGGGAGGUUUCUACUUCAAGCGUGAUCCCUUUGCUUGUGGGAUGAGCUCCAGCAUGGGGUGAGGUACAGAAGAGAGACUCGAAGAGCCUGCCUUGGGACUUAAGCGCCAAACCUGCCCCCUAGCAAGUGUCUUACUCCACAUCCGUAAUGGAAGGAAAUGCACAUCCUACUCCAGAGGCACAAGAGGAGGAUAUCCCAUGCUGGCUACUCCUGCCCAGCGUGGUCGGGGAGCAGAAGCUCCAGAGCCCAGACUUGCAGGCUCACGGUGCAGGGUGAACCUGGCCACAGCUCACCUCUGGAACAGCAGCAGUGUCCGCCCUUAGAGAAGAACCCUGAAAUCAGACCAGUUUUUGUGGCCUCCCCCUUUCCUCUCUGUUACGGUGCCCUUUCCAGGCCUUAAGAGAAGUAAAACUUAGCCACAGCAUCAGGAGGUGGACCCCCGAAUGUGAGUGGCACAGUUCCCUGUGAACCCAUCCUCACCAUGUUUGCCACAUCUGGGGCAGUGGCAGCGGAGAAGCCUUACGCGUGCAGCGAGUGUGGCAAGAGCUUCUGCUACAGCUCAGUGCUGCUGCGACAUGAACGAGCUCACGGCGGUGACGGCCUCUUCCGUUGUCUAGAAUGCGGUGAGCGCUGUGCACGGGCUGCCGACCUCCGAGCGCACAGGCGCACCCAUGCUGGCCAGACCCUCUACAUCUGCAGUGAGUGCGGACAAAGCUUUCGCCACAGCGGCCGCCUUGACCUACACUUAGGUGCACACCGGCAGCGAUGCCGCACUUGCCCCUGCCGCACCUGCGGCCGCCGCUUCCCGCACCUCCCGGCGCUGCUGCUACACCGGCGCCGUCAGCAUCUGCCAGAGCGGCCCUGCCGCUGCCCGUUGUGCGCCCGCACCUUCCGACAGAGCGCGCUGCGCUUCCACCAGGCGCGGGCGCACCCCCCGGGGACAACCUCUGACCCUGCCGCCCCACCCCACCGCUGCGCGCAGUGCCCGCGAGCCUUCCGGAGCGGCGCCGGGCUGCGGAGUCACGCGCGCAUCCACGUGCCCCGGAGCCCCGUGCGACCCCGUGCCUCCGACGCCCACCAGUGUGGCGUGUGCGGCAAGUGCUUUGGCAAGAGGUCUACGCUGACGCGACACCUGCAGACGCACUCUGGGGAGAAGCCCUUCAAGUGCCCGGAGUGCGGUAAGGGCUUCCUGGAGAGCGCCACGCUGGUGCGCCACCAGCGCACACACACGGGCGAGAAGCCGUACGCAUGUGGCGACUGCGGACGCUGCUUCAGCGAGAGUUCCACGCUGCUGCGCCACCGGCGCAGCCAUCAGGGCGAGCGGCCACACGCGUGCGCCACUUGUGGCAAGGGUUUCGGGCAGCGCUCCGACCUGGUGGUGCACCAGCGCAUCCACACGGGCGAGAAGCCCUUCGCGUGCCCCGAGUGCGGCCGCCGCUUCAGCGACCGCUCGGACCUCACCAAGCACCGGCGCACACACACAGGCGAGAAGCCCUACCACUGCGAGCUGUGCGGCAAGCGGUUCACGUGCGUGUCCAAUCUCAACGUGCAUCGGCGCAACCAUGCCGGCCACAAGCCACACAAAUGCCCCGAGUGCAGCAAGGCCUUCAGCGUCGCUUCCAAGCUUGCACUACACCGCAAGACGCACCUGGGCGAACGGCCAGCGGAGUGCGCAGAGUGCGGCAAGAGCUUCAGCCACAGCCGCUCGCUGUCGCAGCAUCAGCGGGCCCACACGCGCGCCCGCACCGCUGCCGCCGUUGCCAUCCAGUCCGCAGUGGGCACUGCCCUCGUCUUUGAGGAGCCGACUGAACAGGAAAAUCCAGGGUUCUUUGUGUCCUAGUUGAGGGAGGCUUGCUGAGGCUUCUCUAAAGGUGGUUGGGAAGCACCCAAAUAAUACCACGGGGACAGCUGAGGCAACUCGUAGAUGGAGGUUUGGGAAAAGACGAUGUGGCCUCCUGCCUUUCCAGUUUCUGUUGGCUCCCUUCACUUGGCCUCCUGCCUCGCCUCUACACCUACUCCCUGUCGGCCCUUUUGCCAUCCUGUCCUCGUAUAACUCGGAUUCUCUCCUCAGGUGUAGGUGCAGGGAGUCCGAGAAACCUUGGACUCAGUCCUGAGUGCAAGAGCCCAGGUGUUGGUGUGUCCCUUUAACGCCACUGUGCUUUCCGGUGUUUCCGAUUUUCCUGCUUUUGCUCUGUCUUCUUUUGUCCCAUCUUCUUAUUCCAGCCCGCAUUUUCUCCUUUCCCGAUUACUUUUGUUGUCCUGCCUCUUCCGGUAGUGGUCACAGAUUUGGCUGUAGUCAUGUUACCAGCCCUGUGGCUUCUUGACUGUUGGUUCCCUGUUAACUCUCUGCCUCUAAGAAAUGUGGGUAUGGAGGUGGGAAAGCUCACUUCCAGGCAGGAUGUCUCCAUGCUAGGAGCUGCCUGCACCCUGGCAGAGGUGGCCACUCACGUGAAGGUGGGCAGGGCCCUUAGCAUGGCCACACGUCCCCCAGGCAGAUCAAGGGGCCUCUGAGAACAAUGUUCCCCAGCCAGGUGAGGAACAUUUUCACUGGGACUCAGGCCAAAAUCACAUGGGUCCACAAAGCCAGGCACUGCCAAGUGGAACAUGAGGUUAUUUCCAAAUCAUGGGAGCCACCAGUAGGGAGAGGGCAGGAUGGAAAAUCCCCUGGAGCUGGUCAACAACUUUUGCUCAUGGCUAGUGAAAUAAAGUUGGUUGUUUGAGUUAUAGA
Rhinopithecus roxellana (golden snub-nosed monkey) is the source of this 3406-nucleotide messenger RNA. It is a transcript of the gene ZNF672, whose product is annotated as zinc finger protein 672. The record is from RefSeq and is a predicted model, not a curated record. Gene Ontology annotation, biological process: negative regulation of transcription by RNA polymerase II; regulation of cytokine production; regulation of immune system process. Lineage: Eukaryota; Metazoa; Chordata; Mammalia; Primates; Cercopithecidae. The transcript has 4 exons. The coding region runs from base 1160 to 2518 and encodes 452 amino acids.